ACGACUAACACUGAAAAACAGGCCCCUGACUUUGGACAGGCACAUGCAGAAUGUGGCGGGGUUGAAUUGACUAUUUUUUGGCAGAACAUCAACCGAACGAUGAUUGGAUGCUAUCGCGUACUUCCAAUAUUCAAUACAAUAAAUUAUAGUUAUUGUAAGUUGGAUCAAUAGACAGCAGCUAUCUAGUUUGGUCUUUGAGAUGAUUGAACAUUCUAGGCUUACAUUUAUAAUUUUGUGUGCAUGGAGUUUUGCAAAAUGUGAAAUGGACUGUUGGUCAAUUUAUGGUAAAAGUGAAUACAUUAUCAUGACUAACCAGGGCGGAGCGGACUAUGAAAGAGCCAUUGGAAUAUGUCAGGAUAUGAAUGCAUCACUUGUCAGUGUCCAUAGCAAAGACGAAGACAUAUACAUAGAUAAUUUAAGAGAACAAUUUGCUGGAGUCCCUGUUUGGAUUGGUAUGCGAAGUUUUGGAAUAGGUCUAGUGCAUAUUUGGUCAGACGAAACCCCUCUUGAUUAUUUGCCGAAAAUAGAAAGGAUCAGUAUGCCAUUAGAAGUUGCUUGUGUAUAUGUGUACUAUAACUGGUAUGAAGGAGAUUGUGACAAUUCUCUACAUUUUGUGUGCAAGAGACUUGCUGUAAAUUCAAGUCGGAUGUGUACCACAACAUCGCCAAUACCAACAACAAUAGUAACAACUUCCUCGAACACCAUCAAACAUUCCCACUCACAAUUUACUGGUAACAGACAAACAACUGAAUCUGAAACAAAAAGCACCAACCAAGAAUAUACCAACGAUGAACUUACAACGGAUUCAAUGCGAAGAACUCCUGACCAAAUAACUCCAACUAUACAGAAAUCCACUGAAGGUGUGAAGAUUUUACAGCAAUCAACUUUAUCUGACGGAAAGACAGAAAAUACAUUGUCGAAAGAAGAACUAUCAACAGACACCUUGUCCUCUAAGAGAGAUCAAAGUCAAAUCAGGUCAACUAUCGUCAUAUUAAAAUCGACAACGCAGAAACCAGCUCCACUUUUACCAUACGAGAUCGACGAAAAGGUCCAAGAAAUAGUCAAAAACCUCAAAAUUUAUAACUUACCUAAGCGACCGACUAGAGAGGCUCCAGGAGGAGAGGCUAUUGGGGCUGUAGCUUUGUUUAUCCUUAUUGGUAUUUUAGGUGGAAUCGUCCUGUUGGAUCUAGUCACUAUACAGAAUCAUCUAAAAUUGUUCAUGCGGAACAUAAGACGUAGACCUUAUAAAUCCAAGCGGAAACAUAUUGAACAACCUGACGAUUCAUCAGCAUCAGCACUAUCAGAAGAAACAUAUCGACGAACCGUUUGAAAAUCAUUUAUUUAAAAAGCAAAUGGAUCAUUUAUACAUUAUAUAUUGUUCAUUGCUUGUUUUGCAAAGAAGAAAGUAUUUUCUAAAUACAAGAUUUAAUUUAUCUCUGAAUAAAUAGUUAUGCUAAAUC
This is a messenger RNA of Mytilus californianus (California mussel), 1460 nucleotides long. RefSeq lists its product as uncharacterized. The transcript has 6 exons. Lineage: Eukaryota; Metazoa; Mollusca; Bivalvia; Mytilida; Mytilidae. The record is from RefSeq and is a predicted model, not a curated record. The coding region runs from base 200 to 1330 and encodes 376 amino acids.